Emiliania huxleyi CCMP1516 is the source of this 895-nucleotide messenger RNA. RefSeq lists its product as hypothetical. The transcript has a single exon. The record is from RefSeq and is a predicted model, not a curated record. The coding region runs from base 28 to 561 and encodes 177 amino acids. NCBI's taxonomy places the organism in Eukaryota, Haptophyta, Isochrysidales, Noelaerhabdaceae.
ACACUAAGUGAGAAAAAGCCGCUUUCGAUGCUCCUGCUGGUUGCUAGUGCAAUUGCUGCUCCGAUCCCAACCUCUCUCUCGCACGACGAGGUCUCUCUCUCGCCCGACGAGAAGCGCGGCGGCCUCGUGCUUGCGGCUACGGGCCACAACGCCGCCGCCGCCGUGACCAUGGCUUCCAACGAUUACAAGGUCGCGGCGAUCCAUCAGGCAGGCGGCGUCGGCAACGGCAACGCCGCGGCCGUCCACAUGGCGUCGAGCGGUCACGAGGCACUCGCUAUGCACCAGCUGAACAAGGGCCGCAUGCUCGAGGGCGACGUCGAGUCAUCGACGCUCGCAGACGUCGAGGCGAAUGGGGAGGACGCGCCAGACGAGAAGCGAGGCGGCCUGAUCCUCGCUUCGACUGGGCACCACAACGCUGCUUCCGUUCACAUGGCGUCGAACGGGCACAAGGUCGCGGCGCUCCACCAGGCAGGCGGGCUUGGCAACGGCAACGCGGCGACCGUCCACGUGGCGUCGAACGGUCACGGAAUGCUCGCGAUGCAUCGGCUGAAUGGCCGGUGAGGGAGAGAGCCUCAACCAACGAAGCCAGCCCACACGCUAGAUGGAUCCGACGUGAUCCGGGUGGCAGACCUCUCCUCGUACGCACCUUCAGUUGAGUAGCUGUGCCUGCGGACCACAGCAGUCAGCACCUUCGAUGAUCGCUCCCGCCGCUCGAUAAGAUGUUCGCAGCAGUGUGUGGGGUUUCGUCGUGUCCAGUAGCAGUAGAGCCCAGCUCUCCCGCGCCGCUCCGUCGCGGACUCGCGCCUGCCCACACGUGCGCGUGUUUCGCUGUACGCUGAUGAUGUGGGGCGGGAUCUUACGUUUGUCAGGAUCUUGAUUCACCACGGCACGCCCU